CAGAUGGUCUAUCGCACAGCGCAUGCCAUCCACAGUUGAGGAGAGGGAAAAUGCAGGUCUUCCGAAGCAGAGCCACUGUACAGGUUGUCAGUGAGUCGAGCUCAGCUCUGCGCAAGCCUGAGCUGGCCACUAAGGAGGACGAGCCAGAGAGCACCGGCGCAGCAGCUCACAGCCCAGCAGCAUCUCCCUCGAGGAGCUCAAAGCCGGCAGUAACUAUUAGGGAGCAGAGGGAAGCAGCAAAGGCGAUGACUCAGUACUUCCGCGACUUGAAUGCAGCAAAGAAUGCUGAGAAGGCAAAGGUGUUUGGGUGGACCAGGGCUAAUGAGAUCUUCAACGGGCGCUGGGUCAUGUUCGGAGUGUUUGUGGGCCUUCUGACAGAGUACUCAACUGGCGUGGAUUUCAUCAACCAACUCAAACUCAUGGUCUCGUACUUGGGAAUUGCUGACAUCUAUGACUAAGACAGCAGGUGGGUUAUCAGGCCAAAGACUUCUCACCAGACAGCUGUGAGAAACAGCCGUGUUAUCAUAGAAGAACAAGCUUCCCUGGUCAUGCUUGCAAGGCUGCACUUGCGGGCAAUUUGCUUGGGCGCUGGACGUCAUGACGUGAACAAAUGCAACCUUAGAACAUCACAAUUCAAAAGCGCAGGCUCAACCUUGCCGAUGUUGAUCAGCAUGGGCAUUGAGCGAGCUGUCCCUGCCUGGAUUCGGCCAGGCGACAAUUUUGCGAGGGCGAGAGACAGAGAUCGAGUCGCAUUGACACAUUUUGAGUUUGGAUCAGGGCAGAGGCAUGUUGCAGCCACUGGGUUUGAGCACAAUUUGACAGCCUUGAGCGCAUUUGAGAGAGAAUAGACAUUGAAGGUAUAACUUUGUAAUAUAGUAGAUUCGAAU
Molecule: messenger RNA, 887 nt
Organism: Coccomyxa subellipsoidea C-169
Lineage: Eukaryota; Viridiplantae; Chlorophyta; Trebouxiophyceae; Coccomyxaceae
Exons: 4
Coding region: 51-458 (135 amino acids)
Source: RefSeq, a predicted model, not a curated record